Penicillium bovifimosum is the source of this 1179-nucleotide messenger RNA. RefSeq lists its product as uncharacterized. The record is from RefSeq and is a predicted model, not a curated record. Lineage: Eukaryota; Fungi; Ascomycota; Eurotiomycetes; Eurotiales; Aspergillaceae. The coding region runs from base 1 to 1179 and encodes 392 amino acids. The transcript has a single exon.
AUGACUCCUAUCGUUCUGGAGCUUGUUGCUCCCCCUAUCCACCAUUUCAACAGUCGAAGCUACGAACUUCGGGACAUUUCUCCCUUGACAGGGCAUGUCAUUGUUUCGAGCCCAGUCUCACUGAGACCCAACCCGACCCGAAUUGACGUCAAGCUCAUCCAAAUUGUGACGUAUACGGGCGAUAGCACGCAGACCCGCCGACUUUCAGGUUCCACGAGCGAAUCGAUCAAAACGAGAUCCUUCAGUGAACGGGUCGUGCAAGAAGACCAUCUGCCAAUUCCGUCGAGGGAAAAGAUGGGCAUCUCAACCUGGGGAAACAUCUCGGCCUUCCGCUUCUCCUUCGACAUUUCGAGAAACACACCCCCAACGUCAGAGACGCCCAUUGGAAGCAUCACAUACGCAAUAGAAGUCACAGCAGCAACGCGAGAUUUCGGGACCAUCACGCACCGCAAGUCUGUCAAGCUCAGCUGUCAUAACAUUCGGGUUGACUCAGAAAAGACCCCACAUCAGCUAUACUUCCCGGCCUCGAACGACAUCCACGGAAUGACCCUCACGCAAAAUAGCACACCGAGAUCUGGCCCGAGGAUCUCCUUCACAGCCACGAUACACACUCUCUGGAAGACUGCUCCAGCAAGCCGACCAUCCGAGCUUCGGUGUCUGGUGGUGCGAAAGCUCAUGUGGCAAGCUGAAGAGGUAGUUAAGAUCAUGAGCAAGCCAGUCAACUCGAAUGGAAAAUACUCUAUCUGCGAACGACAAUUGGUCCGCACACUGUGUGAUGGAAGCGUCAAGGGGUCCUGGGGGUCUGAACAGGAGCCGUAUUUUGGGGACGGUCAAUCAAGUGAGGGAGGUGGUGAAGAAAAGCCAGCUAGUAUUUGCAUUCCGUUUGGCUUUACAAUCCCAACACGAGCAAAGGUCACGGAUGACAUCGACCUAGCCGCAUACGACGUCGACGCGAACAGGCUUGAGGAUUCUUCAUGCUAUCAACUUCCUCGGGGGCCGUCUCUACCCUCGACGGAUGCCAUGAUGAUGGCCAUUGUUGUUCAUCAUCGCUUGAAGCUGGAAUUUGUGGUAGGAGAGGAUGUGUUUCAUCGGGAUACUGGCAAGCUGGUGGAACGAAAGCGGUCGCGCACUGUUCUAUGCCCUGCAGUACCGUUGAGUGUUUGUGAAGUAUCCAAUUAG